AAAAACUUGGCUUGCUUUUUUAGUAUAUAUUUUGCCAUUAGGAUAUAAAUUCUCAUUAUUAUCAUCUUUUUUUGUUUUUCCUUUCAGGAUGCCAAAGCGCAAGCGUCUCAAUUUUGUAAAAGUGCAGUCAAACAACCAAACUGCAGCUGGUUUACCCUCUUCUCCAUCCAUAAACAAUGAGGUUGAGCCAAGCCAACAACCUGCUCCAUCUCAAAACAAUGCAGGUGAGUCAAGCCAGCAACAUGCUGUCCUAGAAGAAACAAAUUCUAGAGCACCAUCUCCACCACCAAGAAAGCCAAGAGGUCCAACAUUGAUGUCCCACAUAUGGGAGUUGGAAAAAGGUGUCAAGGUCAACGUCAUAUUUGAUUCAAAUUGCCACCCAGUUGGUAAAGAAGGCUGCACCUUGACUCGAUUCCUUGGUACUGUUGCAAGAAAAUCAGAUGUUGCACCUAUUAACUACAAAGAAUGGAGGGAUAUGCCUCAAAUUUAUAAGGAUGACAUGUGGAAGAUUAUUGAGAGUAUAGAAGAUGGGAAGCUAGGGAUUUGGAAGCCAAAUGUAAAUUCACCAAAUGGAGAUGUCCAGGAAGAGUUAUCAUUAAGUACUGGAGUUAAUGAGGAGCCCAAGUCCAAGUUCUUUAUUGAUGAAAGCCGCGAAGAGCAAAUCAAGAGUUGGAUUAUGACUGAUGUUAAUGAGAAAUGGAAAAGCUAUAAAAAUGAGCUAAAAAGUGCAGGAUUUGAUCCAUUGCUAACAAUAGAUGAAAUGUAUGAUAAGAUUAAUGAUCCUCGAGUUGAUAAGGAGCAAUUUGAAGUGCUUGUUGAAUAUUGGCGUAGUGAGAAGGGAGAGAAAAUUAGCAAACAAUACAAAGAAAACAGGCAAAAACUUGAAGAGCCCCAUUGUCUAGGCACCAAGACUUUUGCACGAUUUGUCAAUGAGAAGGAAAGCUCUGCUGAAGGGAGAAAGCCGUCAAGGGUUGAACUCUACAUUCAAAGUCGAACAAAAAAGGAAGGGGGGCCUGUAAGUGAAAAGGCAAGCCAAGUGAUGGAACAACUUAAAAACUACAUGAGUGACUCAACUUCUUUUGCAAAUGCAUUAGAGGAAACUACAUCUUGGCGAGAUGAUGUAUUCUCUAAGGUGAAGGGAUUUGACAAGAAAGGGAGGGUUCGCUGCUUAGGGAAGCUAAUGAAGGCAAGAUUCCCGGACGAGAAUAUCGCAGAUAUUCUACAAGCUGCCAGCCAAUUAGGUGCUGCCAACAGAUUAGAUAGAGAGGCACAUGCGGCCCGUCAAGAGGUUCCGGAUGCUAAUAGUGGGCAAGGUUUUUCCCCAAAUAAUCGUUCCUCUUCACAAUCAAGCCAUCACCUUUUGUCUCGCCAAAAUGAAAGUAAUGAAGAAAAUGAUGGGCAAAGGGAUUGAAAGGCAUGUUUGUGUCUCCUGUUUGACAGUUUAAAGACUAAUGAUUUUCUAGUUUGGUAGAUGCAUUUUUUUUUUGGACAAUUUUACAUUGAUACGGGAUUAUUGUGAAGUAUUAGAAGUUUUACAUUGCUUUUCAUUGGAAAUUCGUUUAGAUCUGGUAUUUCUGUUUUGUUUGUUGAUAAUAUGAUCUACAAAUUUGGAGAUUAAGCUUGCUUUGGUGGAUUUUUGAAGAGUUUACAGCUAGAAAUAUAUUUGUGUAUUGGUA
This is a messenger RNA of Rubroshorea leprosula, 1676 nucleotides long. NCBI's taxonomy places the organism in Eukaryota, Viridiplantae, Streptophyta, Magnoliopsida, Malvales, Dipterocarpaceae. The record is from the annotation of a GenBank genome assembly.